Molecule: messenger RNA, 2302 nt
Organism: Lymnaea stagnalis (great pond snail)
Lineage: Eukaryota; Metazoa; Mollusca; Gastropoda; Lymnaeidae
Source: the annotation of a GenBank genome assembly
GAAAUUAUUAUUAUCAAUCAAUCAUUUAGACAUUCAAUGUUUACGGAGCAGUUUGCAAAAAUGUAAAUAAUAAUAAUGUAAAUGUAAGCUUUCAGUGUUCCUGGUGGCUGGUGGUUACUUAGUACUAAGACUUUGUCUUAGUACUUAGUAGUAGUACUUAGCACUACUCACUGCCUGUCUCCAACUUUUCUUGCCUGCCAACUUACUCUACGCGACAAUAGUGAUCUCUGUACGUUUCAAGGAAGAUAGCCUACACUUUUUUUAUUAAUUAUUUUUCUAAUAUUUCAAAUUCUAAUCAGACGUUCAAAAAAUAUCUGUGAAAGUAAUUAAAUAUAGGCCCUAUAUAAAAAAAAGUUUUAAAAAAGACUCCAUUAAAAAUGUUGUUUUUAUUAAAUUUAAUUAAUAAUCAUUUUGACUGCAAACUAAUUGUUGGCUACUCAAUUUUCAUAUUGGCAAUUGAUUUUAAAAAAAAAAAGAAUCCAUUUUAUUUAAUUGCAGUUGGCCAAGUGGGUUGCUAGAAUACUAGCUACAAAAUGAGUUCUGCAGAAGAAGGCCUUAUGGCUCUUCUUGAAGCCAUGUUAACACUGGCUGCAAGAGAUGUGCGGAGACCAAAACCAAUUGUCAAACCUGGGGGACAUCCAGAGGAGCACUUCUUAGAUCUAACAGAGGAUGAAAGAGAUGAAUUUUCCUGUAACAUUUGGUAAGUGUGGCACUAAAAGCUGGAAAAGUUUUCUAAUCACUUUUUAUUUUAAGCAACUAAAUGAUGUAAGCAACAUGUAGAAUUUUAUUUUGAGCAAUUUUUUAUGGAGAGUAACAAUAUCACCAUUUUGUAUUCAGUUUUUUUAUUUGUGUUCAGGAAAAUUUUUUAUUAAUUUUCACAAUUUUAAAAAUGUUCUUUGCAGCUACCAAGUUCUAAAGGAAACAAUGCAGUGUGUGAAUAACCAUAAGUUUUGCCAUUCAUGCCUUCUUGUUUGGUCAACAACUGGUCAGUAUGCUAAUCGUAUCAGAUGUCCAGUCUGUCGGACUCAUGGUUAUUAUUUUCGAAACAGUGAAGUUGAUGAACGAAUAGGUGCCAAGAAAGUGAAGUGUCUGAUUGAAUCCUGCAGCUGGACAGGCCUUCUUAAAUAUUUUGCCUCUCAUCGCCACACAACUUAUGGGGGAGCAAAUACUGGUAAUGAGGAUAAUAGUAGUGUUACAACUAUGCCUCGUCUUGCCCAAGCCUCUCCCCACAUCAAUUUAACCAAUACAAGAUUUUCUGGUACAGGUCUCUCAACUCACGGUAAUUCAGAUGCAAAUAUCACAAUGUCACCGAGGUUUUCCUUAUUUGGUAGCAGCACAUUGACUCCUGAAAGCCCAAGCUCUCAAAGUAGUACUAGUCAGGAAACAGUCAUUGAACUACCAAGACGAUCGAAUGUUAACCCAAGCACUAGAUUUCACAACAGACCCCCUCUAAGGAGAAUACCUGAUACAAGGGCUGCCAGCUAUAAUCGUAUCACUUUCAGCCACACAGGACCAAACAUUGACAGUAGUAACAAUGUUGAGGAUGAGUCUCCUCCUCUGUCAGAGAGAUCAACACAGCUCGAUGUUACAGAGAAUAGCACAGUUUCAGGUGGCAGUGGUCUUACACCGAGACCACCUUCGGGACCUCGAACAGCCUCCAGUACUGUUAAUAUGAGACGACUUCCAAGAAUAGUUAAUCCGCCACCCCAGCCCCACCGAUACCAACCACCUGAAGCGAUGUCACUGAAUGUCAGUGGAAGGCCAAGGCCCUCAGAGAAUUUGGGGGAAAUUAGAGAUCGUCUUCAAGAAAGCAGGAGCAGGUUGGAUAACUUAAUGACAUCUUUUUCAGGUGAGCUUGAUCGAAGCCGCCAAGAAAUGGCUCAGUUCCAACAAGAAAGAGAACGCCAGCGCCGAGAACAGCUUGAGGAGGUGCGAGAACUGGGUCAGAGACUAGGCCAAGUGGCUUCUGAACUCAGGCGCCUUUUAGAGCACCGGCGCUUCAUUAGCAGUUUUAGUGAUGAAGAUGAAGAUGAUGAUAUUGAGUAAUUUGAAAGAAAUGUCGAUUAAAAAACACUAUUUUUCAUGAUUCAUUCAGUUGUACAGCAUUGUUAUGAGUGGGAGUAAGCUCAAAUUCACUGUGAUCUGGUUACAUCUUAUAGAAAUAUAAAAACUAUUAGAGGUCUAGGGUCUAGCUGUACUGUCUAUAGUUGGGAAAAGAGUUCAAUCAUAAAUAUUGUAGAAACUAUGAGAAGCAAGGAAAAGCUCUGUGAUAAUGGUCUCUAUCAGUCUGAUUGAAUCCUGC